This is a messenger RNA of Pseudoliparis swirei, 1434 nucleotides long. Its product is annotated as excitatory amino acid transporter 3-like. Gene Ontology annotation, biological process: L-glutamate transmembrane transport. The transcript is spliced from 14 exons. Gene Ontology annotation, cellular component: plasma membrane. NCBI's taxonomy places the organism in Eukaryota, Metazoa, Chordata, Actinopteri, Perciformes, Liparidae. The record is from RefSeq and is a predicted model, not a curated record. The coding region runs from base 1 to 1434 and encodes 477 amino acids. Gene Ontology annotation, molecular function: neutral L-amino acid transmembrane transporter activity; glutamate:sodium symporter activity; L-glutamate transmembrane transporter activity.
AUGUCUGUCCUGGGGACCGCGUUAGGCUUCUGCAUGAAGACGUUCCGCCCGUACUCAGACGAGAGCCAAUACUACCUCCGCCUGCCAGGAGAGCUGCUGAUGGGGUCGCUUCAGACUGUCUCUCUGCCUCUUAUGGUGACGAGUGUCAUUUUAGGAAUAAUAAACCUGAGAGCGCCCAUGAAGAUCGCUCUGCGUGCGGCCUUCAUCUUUGUCCUCACCACAGUUGUCGCUGUGCUGAUAGGGUUGAUGCUGGUCCUGGUGAUCAAGCCUGGGGCGGCUUACACCGAGGACGAAGACGAUCAGCAGGUGGAGGUAGAGUUCGCCUUCAUGGACUCCUUGAUUGAUCUCGUGAGGAACGUGCUCCCAAGUAACGUGAUGCGGGCUUCCUUCAAAACGUACAAGACUACGAGGCUGCGGUUCGCAAAUCACUCGUUGAACUCUAACUCUAGCCUGAAGACGAAUGACUCUGUUGUGCAACUGGAGGGUCACUAUGUGGACGGCACCAACACGCUGGGCCUGAUCGUGUCUGCCCUUUUGACUGGAGUGACCCUGAAGAGCAUGGGGAAAGUGGCCAGGUUCUGGCCAUUUGGAUUGAUAUCCAUGAUUGCCAGUAAUAUCUUUGCGGUGUAUGACCUGGAAACCAUGCAUAAACUCAGAGAGUUUGUGUUGGUGGUUAUUGUCGGACUCCUCAUCCACGGGUGCGUCGCUCUCCCGGCCUUGUACUGCCUACUGGUGAGACAGAACCUGUGGCAUUGCAUCAAGGGCAUUUUCCCUGCCUUAUUGACUGCUCUGAUGAUCUCCUCCAGCUCGGCCACGGUGCCCGUCACUCUGCGAUGCUGCGUGGAGAGAAACGACGUGGACCGGCGAAUCGCCCGCUUCACGCUGCCCAUCGCGACCACCGUCAACAUGGACGGGUCGGCCCUUUACGAGGUGGUCGCCGUCGUCUUCCUCGCCCAGCUCAGCGGCAUCGAACUGGGCUUGAGCAGGGUCAUUGAAAUCAGCGUGUUGGCGGGCAUCUCCAGCCUCAGCGCAGCAGGGAUCCCGGCGACGGGAGCCGUGACCACCCUCUUCGUUCUGGAGGUGGCGGGCUUACCCACGGGGAACGCCUCCAUCUUGUUCGCCGUGGAAUGGAUCCUAGACUGCCUCAACACGGUCGUUAAUGUCUGGUCGGACUGCAUCUGCGUGGAAAUUGUCAACGCCCUGUCCCAAAGGGAACUGGAGGAUAUAGAGCAAGAAGAGCAGACGCCGAGUGAUGACGUCGAGGGACGCGUCACGCCGGGGUCAGCAGGUCAGCAGUGGGCCCAGCAGCAGGACCAGGGUCUCACGCAUCGUGUGUUGGGUUGGCUUCCAGCUGGAGGGGGAGACGCUGCUCCUGGGCAACGAGCUCUCCACCUCCUGCUGGAGCUUCCCAACGCAGCUGGAAAGCAGCGGUGA